GCAGAAUCCCUUUGGAACUGUUGCUCUGAUUUUGAACCUUUUGUGCUUCGAGCCGGAGAAACGGAACUCCACUGUGGAGAUGCUGCUGCUGCUGUUUCUGUUGCUGAGCAAAUUGGCCAACAGUGACGGUGAAGGGACAAACAAUUCUUUGGUUCUGAAGAGGACUCAGCGGGACCUUCAAAACUAUAGACUAUCCAGAGGACCCUGUGAUGAAAACUGGUUUUAUUUUCCUCCUUUAAACUCCUGUUACCGGUUUUUCAGUGACAAAAAGGCAUGGAUGGCAGCUGAGGAUUUCUGCAAUCAGCUCCCACAUUCUGGACAUCUGGCAUCAGUGAUGUCAAGCAUCCAUAACAACUUCACUUCUGAUGUGGUCAGUGCUGUGGAUGAAAGCAAGCCAAGGGCAUGGAUUGGCAUGAAUGACAGAUUAGAGGAAGGGACUUUCACAUGGAUUGAUGGAACUUCCUACACUUAUGGAGGAUGGGCUGCAGAUGAACCUAAUAGUUACCAUGGCAAUGAAGACUGUGUGAACAUUCAUCAUAUUCCAGGUUCUCCAGAGUGGAAUGAUUCUGCCUGUAAUAUGGAAGAAGGUUUUAUUUGUGCCUACAAACUUCACUGUAUUUAGAAGACUCCAGAACCAUCCACUCAUCCUUUCCAGCGAUGGAUUCAGUGCCAUGAUUUCUUCUUUGUUGCACUCGGUGUAUGUGGUGACUGUACCGUUUAGUUUCUCAGCCAAUAAUAAAGAGAAUUACA
Mobula hypostoma (lesser devil ray) is the source of this 750-nucleotide messenger RNA. Its product is annotated as C-type lectin mannose-binding isoform-like. Gene Ontology annotation, molecular function: signaling receptor activity. The transcript is spliced from 5 exons. NCBI's taxonomy places the organism in Eukaryota, Metazoa, Chordata, Chondrichthyes, Myliobatiformes, Myliobatidae. The record is from RefSeq and is a predicted model, not a curated record. The coding region runs from base 80 to 622 and encodes 180 amino acids.